Molecule: messenger RNA, 456 nt
Organism: Haemonchus placei
Lineage: Eukaryota; Metazoa; Nematoda; Chromadorea; Rhabditida; Trichostrongylidae
Source: the annotation of a GenBank genome assembly
AUGGCAUACAAAUUAGAACUCCUUUUCUUUGUAUACCAAUGGCAGUACCGGCGAACUGGUAUGGGAGCCCAGAGUUCAGGGGGAACUCCGGCAGCGAUGGAGCUAUGCUCGGCUGAAAACGUCGUCGUCGUCGCUGAAUCGUUUACGGAACGGCUUAUGGGGUUAAUACUAUAUCCACACAAAGAGGAACUACGAGUGAUGACACGUGAGACGAAGAAAGGCUAUAUACCGUACAGAAGUGGUGGUUAUGGGGCCUAUCACGAAAAACGUCAAUACGAUCUAUCACCGCGAUCAAUUGGUUCAGCAGCAGACUACAGUAGCGGAGGGUCGGAACAAUCAUCACCGGCAUCGAGCUUUGAAAGAAACGCGGACGAAAUCCUUCUGAUGACUUAUCAUUCGAGGAAAACCGUUGGUACAUCGCCAAGAAGAAAUCGCGACAAUUGGAUUCGUUACUAG